GCACAUCAGUUUUUACUGUGCCAAUUCAUUUCUGCAGCUAGUUUGAUUGGGCCGGUGGGAUCUGCUUAUUAAUCAAUGUUCUUUUUUCUGCCAGGCCAAUCUGAGUUCUUCAUAUAUUAUAUAUAUGGUACGCAUAGUAGGUGUUUAGUCGAUCGGCUGCAAGCCAGAUUCAGCAUAUAAAUAUAAUAAUGAUGAUGAAGGUAGUAGUAGAGAUGCGGGAGCAGGUGUGGUCGCCGGGUGGAAAGAGUGGGUGGCAGCCGGUGAUGACGGGCGGGGACACAACCGUCUCAACUUACUGGCUGAACUGGAGGGUGUUGCUAUGCUGCCUUUGGAUUUUAAUGUCAAUCGUUUUUGCAAUUGUUCUGAUAACAAAGUACGAAGGCAGCAGAAAAGGUGGUAGCACUAGUAGUGGAAACAGAAGAAGAAGAGAUGAUGAUGAUUUGUGUGGGCAGCAGCAGCAGCAGGGGCCGGGAGUGUUAUAUGAAGAUGAAGUUUGGAAGACAAGCCUGAAGAAUGUGCACCCUGCAUGGUUCCUUGCCUUUAGAAUCUUUGCCUUCGUCGUUCUCCUCGUGAUGUUAAUCCUAUAUGCCGCCGUCGAUGGCUCCUCCAUUUUCUACUUCUAUACCCAGUGGACAUCAACAUUGCUUGUUAUCUACUUCGGGUUGGGAUCACUGCUCUCCAUGUACGGCUGUUACCAAUACCAUAACAGAGUCAUCAGCACCGAAACUCAUCAUCAUCAUCAUCAGAUGAUGAUUAGUGAUGAUGUAGAAUUUUAUGGCAGCAGCCCAAUUGCAAAACAUGUCCCUCCUCCAUUAUCACACCACCUUGAACCAGCAGCAGCAAACACAAAAGUUGCACAUUUCUGGGGAUACAUUUUUCAAAUCAUUUUCCAGAUGAAUGCAGGGGCUGUAACUCUCACAGAUUGUGUCUUUUGGUUUGUUCUAGUACCUUAUUUGACCAUCAAAGGCUACAAUCUGAAUUUUUUGAUCAUAGGCAUGCACUCCAUCAAUGUUGUUUUCCUGCUUGUUGACACCGUGUUGAAUUGUUUGCGGUUCCCUUGGUUUCGGAUUGGGUAUUUCUUUCUGUGGACAGCUGUUUAUGUCAUUUUCCAGUGGGCUCUCCAUGCCUGCAUCUCCAUUUGGUGGCCAUACCCAUUCCUUGAUUUGUCAUCUCCAUUUGCUCCUUUAUGGUAUUCAUCCGUGGCCCUUAUGCACAUACCAUGCUAUGGCAUAUUUGUCCUGGUAGUCAAGCUCAAACACCACUUGCUAUCCAAAUGGUUUCCUCACUCUUUUCAGUGCUCCACAUGACGAUGACAAAUAGCCGGCCAAUUCAAUUCUAGCUAGCUAGCUAGGAUAUAUAUGUGUAUGCUUUCAUCCAAACACACCACCGUCUUGCCAAAUUAUAUUGUGCCAACAUAUUUCAAUUUAAUUACCCUUCUCCAUAUAUAUGUAGCUAGGGGGAGGCCAGCAGGCUAGAAGGAAAAACACACACACACAAGUUUGACAGGAAAAAAGAAAAAGUGCUAGUUAUUAAAUUUUGAACUACUACUAGUACAUUUGGCAGUGGUCAACCACUCAACCAUGGGACAAAAGAGUUCGGGGAGGUUUGAAAUACUUGUCACCAAUGGGGUUUGGUCUAAGUGGUAAGCAACAUGAUUGAGUCCUUCUGUAUGCGCAAAAGCCUCACUCGGAGGCUCACCCACAUAGAGCAACGAAUAAUGCUAGAGUCAUAAAUAAAAUAUUCAUAAAAUUCAUAAAAUUGCUGAAUAUGU
This is a messenger RNA of Cuscuta campestris, 1771 nucleotides long. NCBI's taxonomy places the organism in Eukaryota, Viridiplantae, Streptophyta, Magnoliopsida, Solanales, Convolvulaceae. The record is from the annotation of a GenBank genome assembly.